This is a messenger RNA of Vicugna pacos (alpaca), 4367 nucleotides long. It is a transcript of the gene PIK3R5, whose product is annotated as phosphoinositide-3-kinase regulatory subunit 5. Lineage: Eukaryota; Metazoa; Chordata; Mammalia; Artiodactyla; Camelidae. Gene Ontology annotation, cellular component: phosphatidylinositol 3-kinase complex, class IB. Gene Ontology annotation, molecular function: 1-phosphatidylinositol-3-kinase regulator activity. The record is from RefSeq and is a predicted model, not a curated record. Gene Ontology annotation, biological process: positive regulation of MAP kinase activity; G protein-coupled receptor signaling pathway.
CCCAGCCCGCCGUCGGAGCGGAGCCGGGAUAGAUGCUGGGACGCUGGGUGCGCGGCUCCAGCUCCCGCGCGGCGGUCCCGACCGUACCCGGAGUCGCAGGGAGUCGCCGCUGGAGAGGGGCUCGGCGCCCGGCGGGGACUGCAGGCGAUGACUCAGGAUGCAGCCAGGGGCCACGACGUGCACGGAGGACCGCAUCCAGCACGCCCUGGAGCGCUGCCUGCACGGGCUCAGCCUGAGCCGCCGCUCCACCUCCUGGUCAGCGGGGCUGUGUCUGAACUGCUGGAGCCUGCAGGAGCUGGUCAGCCGGGAUCCGGGCCACUUCCUUAUCCUCCUGGAGCAGAUCCUGCAGAAAACCCGAGAGGUCCAGGAGAAGGGCACCUAUGACCUCCUCGCCCCCCUGGCCCUGCUCUUCUAUUCUACUGUCCUCUGUACACCACACUUCCCACCAGACUCAGAUCUCCUUCUGAAAGCAGCCAGAACCUACCACCGGUUCCUGACCUGGCCUGUUCCCUACUGUAGCAUCUGCCAGGAACUGCUCACCUUCAUCGAUGCUGAGCUGAAGGCCCCAGGAAUCUCCUACCAGCGACUGGUGAGGGCUGAGCAGGGCCUGUCCACGAGGAGUCACCGCAGCUCCACCGUCACCGUGCUGUUGCUGAACCCGGUGGAGGUGCAGGCCGAGUUCCUCGCCGUGGCCGACAAGCUGAGCUCGCCCAGGCACUCUCCGCACAGCACCUACACCACCCUCCUCCUGCACGCCUUCCAGGCCACCUUCGGGGCCCACUGCGACCUCCCAGGUCUGCACUGCAGGCUGCAGUCCAAGACCCUGGCAGAGCUCGAGGACAUCUUCACGGAGACCGCAGAGGCACAGGAGCUGGCAUCUGGCAUCGGGGAUGCUGCUGAGGCCCGGCAGUGGCUCAGGACCAAGCUGCAGGCAGUGGGAGAAAAAGCCGGCUUCCCUGGUGUCUUAGAUCCUGCAAAGCCCGGCAGGCUCCGCACCAUCCCCAUCCCUGUCGCCAGGUGCUACACCUACAGCUGGAACCAGGACAGCUUCGACAUCCUGCAGGAAAUCCUGCUGAAGGAACAGGAGCUGAUCCAGCCAGGAAUCCUGGGGGAUGAUGAGGAGGACGAGGAGGACGAGGAGGACGAGGAGGAGGACUUGGAAACCGACGGGCAUUGUGCCGAAAGGGACUCACUGCUCUCCACCAGCUCGGCUGCCUCCCGCGACUCCACCCUGUCCCUCGUCUCGUCCCAGACCUCAGGACCCACCCUCUCCCGCCAGCUGCUGACCUCCUUUGUCUCGGGCCUCUCGGACGGCAUGGACAGUGGCUAUGUGGAGGACAGCGAGGAGAGCACCUUCGAGCGACCCAAGAGGCCUGGCAGCCGGGAGCGCAGGGGCCACCGCAGGCCCGGGCAGAAGUUCACCAGGAUCUAUAAACUGUUCAAGAGCACCAGCCAGCUGGUCCUGCGGAGGGACUCCCGGAGCCUGGAGGGCGGCUCGGACACCACCUUGCCCCUGCGGCGGGCCGGCAGCCUCUGCAGCCCCCUGGACGGCCUGGUGCCACCCCCGUCCAGGGCCCAGCGCUCCCGCUCCCUUCCCCAGCCCAAGCUCAGCCCCCAGCUGCCCAGCUGGCUCCUGGCCCCCGCCUCCCGCCACCAGCGCCGUCGCCCCUUCCUGAGUGGGGAUGAGGACCCCAAGGCUUCCACGCUACGUGUCGUGGUCUUUGGCUCCGAUCGGAUUUCGGGGAAGGUGGCUCGGGCGUACAGCAACCUGCGCAGGCGGCUGGAGAACAAUCGUCCGCUCCUCACCCGGUUCUUCAAGCUUCAGUUCUUCUACGUGCCCGUGAAGCGGACCCACGGGCCCGGCACCAGCACCAGCCCAGCCUCCCCCAGCCCUUCCCCGCUCCCCACAGACUCCCCGAGGCACCCCGGCCCUACAGAGCCGGGCGCGCCCCCCUGGGAGGAGAGCACCAACGACAUCUCCCACUACCUCGGCAUGCUCGACCCCUGGUAUGAGCGCAACGUGCUGGGCCUCAUGCACCUGCCCCCCGAGGUCCUGUGCCAGCAGUCUCUAAAGGCUGAGCCCCGGCCCCUGGAGGGCUCCCCGGCCCAGCUGCCCAUCCUGGCGGACAUGCUGCUCUACUACUGCCGCUUUGCGGCCCGGCCGGUGCUGCUGCAGGUCUAUCAGACGGAGCUGACCUUCAUCACCGGGGAGAAGACAACGGAGAUCUUCAUCCAUUCCCUGGAGCUGGGUCACUCAGCGGCCACGCGCGCCAUCAAGGCCUCAGGUCCCGGUAGCAAGCGGCUGGGCAUCGAUGGUGACCGGGAGGCCAUCCCUCUAACACUACAGAUUAUUUACAGCAAGGGGGCCAUCAGUGGACGGAGUCGCUGGAGUAACAUGGAGAAGGUCUGUACCUCUGUGAACCUCAGCAAGGCCUGCCGGAAGCAGGAGGACCUAGACUCCAGCGUGGAGGCCCUAACGCUAAACCUGACAGAAGUGGUGAAAAGGCAGAACCCCAAAUCCAAGAAGGGCUUCAACCAGAUCAGUACAUCGCAGAUCAAGGUGGACAAGGUGCAGAUUAUCGGCUCGAACAGCUGCCCUUUUGCUGUGUGUCUGGACCAGGAUGAGAGGAAAAUCCUGCAGAGUGUGGUCAGGUGCGAGGUCUCCCCCUGCUACAAGCCGGAGAAGAGCGGCCCCCGCCCCCCGCCCCAGAGGCCCUCUUACCCGCCGCUGGCCCAGACAGCGCCCGACCUCUGCUCCCUCCUCUGCCUGCCCAUCAUGACUUUCAGUGGAGCUCUGCCCUAGCGCAGCUGGCACCAGCCUGGACAGGAAGCCUGGGGGCAGCCUCCCCCGAGCCCCCUUCCCCAGGGACAGUGCGGGCCUCACUCCCUGUGGAGAACUGAGCAGCCCUGUGCUGGGCCAGGGUCCUGCUGUGGGCCCUGCAGAGGGCAGGGGGCAGAGGGUCGACGGGGCCUCAGGGCUCUGUUUGGGGAAGAAACUGGGCAUUAGGGAGAAGGGACUGGCCACACAGCCCCUCAGGUUCUGCACAGCAGAAAGGAGAGGGCUGGGUGAGCUGACCUCCAAAGACCCUGGCCUCUAGUGUGGUCUAGGCUCCUUUCUAGAAGAAAGAUCUGAGGCUCUGGUGCUCUGGGGUGUGAUCCAGGCCUCCUCUCCCAACCCUUGGCCAGGCCUGCCCCUUACUUCAUCAGACUUGGAGAAACCUUUGUGUCUGGAGUUCAGUCCCCCCUACUCAGGGGUUCAGGUGGCAGAAAUGUGGAUGUGACUUUUCUGACAGUGCUGUCCCCCCGCCCCAGUCCCUCUCUGUCACACACACACACACACACACACACACACACACACACACACACACACACUUUCUCUCUCUCAAGUUCCCUGGGUCUUCUGACAAACAGCACUAACACUUGACCUGUCUGCAGUCAGGACUUGGAACAGAUUCUCUCUGAAGCCUCUUUCUGGAUCGAGAUCCUUGGGAGACAGGACAAGCUUAGAUUCAGUGGCAGCUCAGUUACCUUCCAGCUAAGUGACCAGAAGAAAGUGAAUUAGCUUCUGUGAGCCUCCCUCUCCUGAGCACUAAGAUGGAGGUAUGUAAGGCCUCCUUAAAGGGUUGAGACGAAAUGGUCUGCCAAGCAGGUGCUCAGUAAAGCUUAGUGGCCUCGCCCUCUAAGCGCUGUCUAGAGGGUGGGGAUGCUCUCACCGUUCUGGGUUGCUCUUUAUUCCCUCCUUGGCCCCUGUGCCUUCCAUUGCCAUCUCACUCCUUGGGCUGCCCAUCCCAUGCGAAAUCUUCCAGCUCGAAGGUUCACUGGCACCAUCGCGCCUGGGCGAGUUCCCAGAGUGGAGGAUGGAGUGCUGACCUUGAGGAGCUUAGUGCCCGACUGGAGGAAAAUGGGUGAUAGAACAUCAGAGCCAAAAAUGUUAAACUGCCAAGUUGCAGUGGUUUGAGAAGCUGGAAGCAAAAAUGUGGGCUAGGGUGGUUGGGCGGAGGGCAGGGCUUGGGGCCGGGAUUUGGACUGAUAGACAUGGAGAAAGUAACUGCGGAAGCAGACAGCUGUAUCCUGCACAGAGCCCCUCCUUCCCCUCCUGCCCCUGCUCCUGCUCCUGCUUCAUCUGCUCCAAAGGUUCUGGGCUCAUAGGAGCCCAGAAACCCCACCCCAGUGUACUCAUCACUCGAGAGAAGUGGACAGUCCGGCUCCGACCCUGUCCCGGCUACCUGUACUUGCUCCUGGCCCCAGAGAAUAGUUGGCAAUAUCCCUUCGAUAUUUUUUGUUUCAUGUGAGCAGGUUGUCCUACUACAUGACCAACAGAUGUUGAGAAUAAAAAAAAUGGAACUUAAUGUUAUUGUCAAAUGAAA